Messenger RNA from Alosa sapidissima (American shad), 8842 nucleotides. RefSeq names its product acetyl-CoA carboxylase beta (gene acacb). NCBI's taxonomy places the organism in Eukaryota, Metazoa, Chordata, Actinopteri, Clupeiformes, Clupeidae. Bases 373 to 7659 code for a protein of 2428 amino acids. Gene Ontology annotation, molecular function: ATP binding; metal ion binding; acetyl-CoA carboxylase activity. The transcript is spliced from 57 exons. Gene Ontology annotation, biological process: fatty acid biosynthetic process. The record is from RefSeq and is a predicted model, not a curated record.
UGUCGUGAAGGUGGUGGGUGUGCUUUGGUCAGUCUCGCAGAACUCGCGUGAUUGAACUUUAGGUUGUUGUUGACUCGUGUUGGGUUGUCUCAGCAAACUAACUUUAGGCACAACAGUUUAAAACAUGACUGACAGACCGUAUUUACCUUGCUGUUGCCUUAAAUUAACAUCAUCCAAAUAUUGUGAAGAUUAACAGAGAACAGCCGAUGAUGUGGAUACGAAGUGAAAGUUAACGGGGUCUGUGUAUGUAGUGUAUUGAGGAGGUUGGAUCGGCCACCCUCUUCAGUCAAAUCUUAAACAUUGGCGUCAAGGAGAGAUCAACUGGGACACUGCCAGCAGCUGACACGGGACCAUUGCUUCUGAGUAACAGGGAUGAUGCAGGCCAGCAGAUCCACAGAACCAAAUAAUCCCUCUCAGGAACAUUCCAGAGCAGUCACCGCUCCGAAAGCACAGGAUGAAGAGGAGGAGGUCGUUCAGACCUCCAGCUGGACAGCUGGACCGUAUGCCAGUAAACCUCCAUCUGGUACAGAACCUCCAGGUCCAUCAUCCACUCCUCCAGGCCCCAGUCAGGCCUCAUCAUCCAGGCCGAGGUUCGGAGGGGGCUCAGAGAGCAGGGAAAAGCUCAAGUUCAUUCUGGGGGCCUCCGAGGAAUACUCUUCGGAUGAUGAACCUCUUAUUAUGCUUCAGCCUCCAGCAGCUAGGCCUAGCUCCAACAAGGUUCCGCAAGUGCCAUCCUUAUCCACUAGUUCUGAAAGACCAUCGCAGCCUUUGCCAAGACCAGCCGCUACUCCCUCCUCAAGCAGCAUGAGGCCUAGUAUGUCAGGCACCCACCUGGUGAAGAAGGGACGAGAGCAUCGCAAAAUGGACUUACAGAGAGACUUCACUGUGGCCUCCCCGGCCGAAUUCGUCACGCGAUUUGGGGGGAACCGGGUCAUAGACAAGGUGCUCAUCGCCAACAAUGGCAUAGCAGCGGUGAAAUGUAUGCGAUCCAUCCGCCGCUGGUCGUACGACAUGUUCCGCAACGAGAGAACCAUCCGCUUCGUGGUGAUGGUCACCCCAGAGGACCUCAAAGCAAACGCAGAAUACAUAAAGAUGGCAGACCACUACGUGCCAGUCCCAGGGGGCCCCAAUAACAACAACUACGCCAAUGUGGAGCUGAUUGUGGAUAUCGCUAAGAGAAUUCCAGUGCAGGCGGUGUGGGCGGGGUGGGGCCAUGCAUCAGAGAACCCCAAACUCCCAGAGCUGCUGCACAAGGCUGGGAUCAUCUUCUUAGGUCCUUCCAGUAAGGCCAUGUGGGCUUUGGGGGAUAAGGUGGCCUCCUCCAUUGUGGCCCAGAGUGCGGACAUCCCCAUUCUCCCCUGGAGCGGCUCAGGCGUGCUGGUGGAGUGGGCAGAGGAGGACCAAAGUUUGGGCCGUGUCAUCAGUGUUCCUCCAGACCUGUACGCUAAAGGGUGUGUGAGGGACGUGGACGAGGGGAUGGCGAGUGCAGAGAAGAUUGGCUACCCCAUCGUGAUCAAGGCGUCAGAGGGAGGAGGUGGAAAGGGCAUCAGGAAAGUGGAGUGUGCUGACGACUUCCCCAACUUCUUCAGACAGGUCCAAGCGGAGGUGCCAGGCUCGCCCAUCUUCAUCAUGCAGCUGGCACAGCACGCGCGCCACCUGGAGGUGCAGAUCCUGGCUGACCAGUACGGCAACGCCAUCUCCCUGUUUGGCAGAGACUGCUCCAUCCAGAGGAGGCACCAGAAGAUCAUAGAGGAGGCGCCAGCCACCAUCGCGGCAUCAGCCACAUUCGAAUACAUGGAGCGGUGCGCCGUUCGUCUGGCGAAGAUGGUGGGCUACGUGAGCGCGGGCACCGUGGAGUACCUCUUCUCCGAAGACGGCAACUUCCACUUCCUGGAGCUGAACCCUCGUCUGCAGGUGGAGCACCCCUGCACUGAGAUGAUCGCAGACGUCAACCUGCCCGCCGCUCAGCUACAGAUUGGCAUGGGCAUCCCAUUGCACAGGAUCAAAGAGAUCCGUGUGCUUUACGGUGAGUGUCCCUGGGGGGACUCCGUGAUCAACUUUGAGGCCCCAGAGUGCGUUCCGUCCGCCAGGGGCCACGUCAUCGCCGCGCGCAUCACCAGUGAGAACCCAGACGAGGGGUUCAAGCCCAGCUCGGGCACUGUGCAGGAGCUGAACUUCAGGAGCAGUAAGAACGUGUGGGGCUACUUCAGCGUCGGAGCUGCAGGCGGUCUGCAUGAGUUUGCCGACUCUCAGUUUGGCCACUGCUUCUCCUGGGGGGAGAACCGUGAGGAGGCAAUUUCGAACAUGGUGGUGGCCAUGAAAGAGCUGUCCAUACGUGGAGACUUCCGGACCACUGUGGAGUACCUCAUCAAGCUGCUGGAGACGGAGAGCUUCAGGAAUAAUGAAAUCGACACUGGCUGGCUAGACUACCUCAUUGCAGAGAAAGUGCAAGCCGAGAGGCCGGACACCAUGUUGGGAGUUGUCUGUGGCUCCUUGCAUGUGGCAGAUGCUUGUUUCAGGAAGAGCAUGGCCGACUUCCUUCACUCCCUUGAAAGGGGCCAAGUUCUUCCUGCUGCUAGUCUCCUGAACUUUGUUGAGGUUGACCUCAUCUACGAUGGAGUGAAAUACUACCUUAAGGUGGCACGCCAGUCCCCUACCACCUAUGUCAUCGUCAUGAACUGCUCUGACAUUGAGAUCGAUGUCCACCGGCUGAGUGACGGAGGUCUGUUGCUGUCCUACAACGGCAGCAGUCACACCACCUACAUGAAGGAGGAGGUGGACAGGUAUCGCAUUACUGUUGGAAACAAGACGUGUGUGUUUGAGAAGGAGAAAGAUCCCACGGUGCUCAGAUCGCCCUCUGCAGGCAAGCUGCUGCAGUACAUGGUGGAGGACGGGGGUCAUAUCUGUGCAGGUCACCCUUACGCUGAGAUAGAGGUGAUGAAGAUGGUCAUGAGCCUGACCGUGGAGGAGUCGGGCUGUGUGCACUUUGUGAAGAGGCCCGGGGCAGUGCUGGAACCGGGCUGCAUGGUGGCACGCCUGGAGCUGGACGACCCUAGCAGCAUCCACCCGGUGGAGCUGAACACUGCGUCCCUGCCGCCCCAGGAGCCUCUGCCCAUCGUGGGGGAGAAGCUCCAUCAGGUGUUCCACAGCGUGCUGGAGAACCUGGUCAAGAUCAUGGAUGGCUUCUGCCUCCCGGAACCCUACUUCAGUAUUAAGAUGAAGAAGUGGGUGGGCAGCCUGAUGAAGACCCUGCGUGACCCCUCGUUGCCCCUGCUGGAGCUGCAGGAGAUCAUGACCAGCGUGUCGGGCCGCGUGCCCGUCACCGUGGAGAAGGCCAUCCGCAAAGUCAUGGCGCAGUAUGCCAGCAACAUCACCUCCGUCCUCUGCCAGUUUCCCGGCCAGAGGAUUGCAAACAUACUUGACAGCCAUGCUGCCACCCUGCAGAGGAAGGCUGACCGUGAGGUCUUCUUCAUGAAUACCCAGAGCAUCGUACAGCUGGUACAGAGGUAUCGCAGUGGUAUCAGAGGCUACAUGAAAUCUGUGGUGUUAGACUUGCUGAAGAGAUACCUGCAAGUGGAGGUGCAGUUUCAGCAAGCUCAUUAUGAUAAGUGUGUGAUUAACCUGAGGGAGCAGUACAAGCCAGACAUGGCCCCUGUGCUGCAGUUCAUCUUCUCCCACGCCCAGGUCUCCAAGAAGAACAUCCUGGUCACCAUGCUCAUUGACCAGCUGUGCGGGAGGGACCCCACUCUCGCUGAUGAGCUGAUGACCAUUCUGAAUGAGCUCACCCAACUCAGCAAGAUGGAGAACUCCAAGGUGGCCCUGCGCGCCAGACAGAAACAGGUGCUGAUCGCCUCACACCUGCCCUCCUAUGAGCUCAGGCACAACCAAGUGGAGUCCAUCUUCCUGUCGGCCAUUGAUAUGUACGGCCAUCAGUUCUGCCCGGAAAACCUCAAGAAACUAAUCCUUUCCGAGACCUCCAUCUUUGAUGUGUUGCCCGAUUUCUUUUACCACUCGAACCGUGUGGUGUGCAUGGCCGCACUUGAGGUGUAUGUGCGACGGGGAUACAUUGCUUAUGAGCUCAACAGCCUCCAGCACCACCAGCUGCAGGAUGGGACGUGUGUCGUUGAUUUUCAGUUCAUGUUGCCUACCUCCCACCCCAACAGCUUGUCCCAGCCCAUAGAGACACCAGGCCGACUAGGAGAGCCUCACGCCAGAGUGACUAAUUCCAUGGCGAAAAACAAAGGCAGCAGCCCUACACUGAACAGGUUGUCGGUGCCAGUGAGUGGCUCUUCAGGGGGGCAGCUGGAGAUGAGGCGGCAGAGCAGCGAGCUCUUCCUGGAGGGGGCCUUCUCCCCCCCGUGCCAGAGGAUGGGCGUCAUGGUGGCCUUCCAGUGCUUUGACGACUUCAAGAGGAACUUUGAUGAAGUGAUUGCUUGUUUCGCUGAGCCGUUUCUGGACAGCCCUCUGUUCUCGGAGGCCUCCACCGCCAGCCUGUAUGAGGAGGAGAGCACCAGGAAUAUGAGGGAGAAUCCCAUCCACAUUAUUAAUGUGUCCAUCAAGUCGGCUGACACAGAGGAUGACGACACUCUGGUCACUGAAUUCACCACCUUUGCCCAGUCUAAGAAAUCACUCCUGUACGAUUACGGCAUCAGAAGAAUUACAUUUUUAGUUGCUCAAAGGCGGGAAUUCCCCAAGUUCUUCACCUUCAGAGCCAGAGAUGAGUUCCAGGAGGACCGCAUCUACAGGAACCUGGAACCAGCACUGGCCUUCCAGCUGGAGCUCAACCGCAUGCGCAACUUUGACUUGAACGCUGUGCCCUGCGCCAACCACAAGAUGCACCUGUACCGGGGCGCCGCCCGCGUCGAGCAGGGAGCAGAGGUCACCGACUACCGCUUCUUCAUCCGGGCCAUCAUCCGCCACUCUGACCUAAUCACCAAGGAGGCCUCCUUUGAGUACCUCCAGAAUGAAGGGGAGCGGCUGCUGCUGGAGGCUAUGGAUGAGCUGGAGGUGGCCUUCAGCAACACCACCGUCCGCACCGACUGCAACCACAUCUUCCUCAACUUUGUCCCCACAGUCAUCAUGGACCCCUCCAAGAUUGAGGAGUCUGUGCGCACCAUGGUGAUGCGUUAUGGCAGCCGGCUUUGGAAGCUGCGUGUCCUGCAGGCAGAGGUGAAGAUCAACAUCCGGUUGACCGCCACUGGGAGCGCUGUCCCCGUCCGUCUCUUCCUCACUAACGAGUCGGGCUACUACCUGGACAUCAGCCUCUACAAGGAGGUCACUGACCCCAGCUCUGGACAGAUCAUGUUCCAAUCGUAUGGGGAUAAGCAGGGUCUCCUGCAUGGCAUGCUCAUCAGCACACCGUAUGUGACCAAAGACCUGCUGCAGGCCAAACGCUUCCAGGCCCAGACCCUGGGUACCACCUAUGUGUACGACUUCCCCGAGAUGUUCAGACAGGCUCUGUUUAAGCUGUGGGGCCCUGGUGACCGCUACCCUAAAGAUGUGCUCUCGUGUACCGAGCUGGUGCUGGACGCUCAGGGCAGACUGGUGCAGAUGAACCGACUCCCAGGAGACAACGAGAGUGGCAUGGUUGCAUUCCGUAUGCGCAUGAAGACUCCUGAAUACCCGGAGGGCCGUGACCUCAUCGUCAUCUGUAAUGACAUCACCUACAUGAUCGGCUCGUUCGGGCCUCAGGAGGACCAGCUGUUCCUGCAGGCGUCGGAGUUGGCCCGCACCGAGGGCAUCCCCCGCAUCUACAUCUCGGCCAACAGCGGCGCGCGCAUUGGCCUGGCCGAGGAUAUCCGCCACAUGUUCCAGGUGGCGUGGAUAGACCCUGCUGACCCCUAUAAGGGCUUUAAGUACCUGUACCUGACGCCUCAGGACUACACACGCAUCAGCUCCACCAACUCCGUGCACUGUCACCACGUGGAGGAAGAAGGGGAGUCCAGGUACAUCAUCACAGACAUCAUCGGGAUGGAGGAGGGUCUAGGCGUGGAGAACCUGCGGGGCUCGGGCACCAUCGCCGGGGAGUCCUCUCUGGCUUACCAGGAGAUCAUCACCAUCAGCAUGGUGACCUGCCGUGCCAUAGGCAUUGGGGCGUACCUGGUGCGGCUGGGCCAGAGGGUGAUCCAGGUGGAGAACUCUCACAUCAUCCUGACUGGAGCAGGAGCGCUCAACAAGGUGCUGGGGCGUGAAGUGUACACAUCCAACAACCAGCUUGGUGGCAUCCAGAUAAUGCACAACAACGGCGUCACACACACCACGGUACCAGACGACUUCGAGGGAGUCUUCACCAUCCUGCAGUGGCUGUCUUACAUGCCAAAGAACAAGACCGCGAUGCCCCCAGUGCUGCCCCCUUCUGACCCGGUGGAGAGAGAGAUUGAGUUUGUCCCCACCAAAGCCCCCUAUGAUCCACGCUGGCUGCUGUGCGGCCGACCUCAUCCCACCCAAAAGGGAGCGUGGGAGAGUGGCUUCUUUGACUACGGUUCCUUCAUGGAGAUCAUGGGCUCCUGGGCGCAGACGGUGGUGGUGGGCAGAGCCAGGUUGGGAGGAAUUCCUCUGGGAGUGAUCGCUGUGGAAACCAGGACGGUUGAGCUAGCCAUCCCAGCAGAUCCGGCCAAUCUGAACUCUGAAGCUAAAGUCAUCCAACAGGCAGGGCAGGUGUGGUUCCCAGACUCGGCCUUUAAAACGGCGCAGGCCAUCCAGGAUUUCAACCGUGAGCGUCUGCCUCUCAUGGUCUUCGCCAACUGGAGAGGCUUCUCUGGGGGCAUGAAAGACAUGUAUGACCAGGUGCUGAAGUUUGGGGCCUACAUAGUGGACGCCCUGCGGGAGUUCCGGCAGCCCGUGCUGGUCUACAUCCCGCCCCACGCGGAGCUGAGAGGAGGCUCAUGGGUCGUCAUCGACCCCACCAUCAACCCACUCUUCAUGGAGCUCUACGCAGACAGGGAGAGCAGGGGUGGUGUGUUGGAGGCGGAGGGCACAGUGGAGAUCAAGUUCCGCAAGAAAGACCUGGUGAAGACCAUGCGCCGGACUGACCGUCCCUAUGCCGAUCUGGCCGAUCAGCUGGGGUCACCGGAGUUGUCUGGCGCUGAGCGGAGAGAUGUGGAGGCGAGGCUCAGGGCGCGGGAGGAGUUCCUUCUGCCCAUAUACCACCAGGUGGCAGUGCAGUUCGCCGACCUCCACGACACCCCGGGCAGAAUGCAGGAGAAGGGUGUCAUCACGGACAUUCUGGACUGGAAGAGCGCCCGCUCCUUCUUCUACUGGCGCCUGAGACGCCUCCUGCUGGAGGAGGUGGCCAAGGCGGAGGUCCUGCAGGCCAACCGCGACCUCAGCGACGGCCAUGUCCAGUCCAUGCUGCGCCGCUGGUUUGUGGAGACGGAGGGCACCGUCAAGGCGUACCUGUGGGAUAACAACCAAGCGGUGGUGGAGUGGCUGGAGAAGCACCUGGCCAAGGAGGACGGCACACGCUCGGCCAUCAGGGAGAAUAUCAAAUACUUGAAGAGGGAUUACGCCCUCAAACACAUCCGCAGCCUUGUUCAGGACAACCCCGAGGUGGCCAUGGAUUGCAUCAUCCACAUGAGCCAGCACAUCACUCCCACACAGAGGGCCAAAAUCUCCCAUCUGCUGGCCACUAUGGACAACCCCAGCCCCAGCCCCAGCUAGACAUGGCCCCAGCCCCAGCUAGGCUCUGGGGGAGGCUGCACAGACAUGCGCCCCCCCCCCCCCCCCCUUAUGAAGCCUCCAGAAGCUAGGAGCUAGGAGGUAGGACUUAUCUGCUGGCCACAGUGGAGCUAAUAAAUGCCAAACGGUUGUAUAAACGCACAACGGUUCUCUCAGGAUCAUGGUAGUUUGUGUUGUGUUGGUAAUUCAGUUGUGGUAUGUUACCGCAGGUGAUUUUAUUUUGACAAUAGGGAUGAGGUGAGUCCCUCAUGAAAGCUACUGUAAUGACGCCCAGACACACUUGCCAUUUUCAGGCCACAGCAUUCAACAGUAUUGGUCACCGAGUUGCCUUAACAGACAUCAACAGCUGAUUUCUACCUUGGAUUUUCUCUUUACUUUGUACACCACGUAGGGCAUAUGACAAAGGGGAAGUAAGCCUUUCUCUCUGACACUACGGUUUUAAUCUGCGCUGAUGGUGGGCUUUUCCAGUAUUUCUUUGUAUACUGCUGAAUGUACUGUAUUUGUACUGUAUUGUAUAUUCGAUAUCACAACUGAUGAAAUAAGCUAAAUUACAAAGUGCUUCAAGAGUCACCCUACAAACCCAAGCCUCAGUUUAAUCAUGCAUGUGUAACUUGCCACUUGAUUUGUGUGGAUUUUUCAAAAGGUAUUUUUAGGUGUACCAAAAAUGAAUUAUUUUCUUUUGUGCCUUUGACUGUUUUUACCAAAGAUGUUGAACUUUAGUGCCUCCACCACGGCUGUUUAAGGGAAUUCACGGAUGAAUGAACCACACAGGUGUAAGGAAUGAUUGUUAUAGCACAAGUGCUAUGCUCUCUUCAAAAUGAAUUGGGUUAGUUUGUACUUAGGAUUUGGAUUUGAAUGUAUGUGUAUUUGAAGAAAAAACAUAGUGAAAUGUUAUUUUUUUUAUACUAUGUUGUCAACAUUUCCUGCUCAAUAUGUUUCACUUUGAAUGCAAUGUUAUGGAUAUUUUUGACUGUACUGUCCUUGUACCAUACACAGCCACAAAAAUGCAAGUGCUGUAUGACGAUACUCGUUGGGACAUUGGCAAAUCCAAAUCCUUUUCACUGUUGUCCUGUCUGUGCCACUGUACUGAAAAGACCACUUGAAAUGUUCUAGUGGGCCUAAUAAAUGUGUUUUACGCGAGACCUCAGAAACAAGACCUCGUGGA